Brassica rapa (field mustard) is the source of this 432-nucleotide messenger RNA. RefSeq names its product eukaryotic translation initiation factor 2 subunit alpha homolog. Gene Ontology annotation, cellular component: eukaryotic translation initiation factor 2 complex; eukaryotic 48S preinitiation complex. NCBI's taxonomy places the organism in Eukaryota, Viridiplantae, Streptophyta, Magnoliopsida, Brassicales, Brassicaceae. Gene Ontology annotation, molecular function: RNA binding; ribosome binding; translation initiation factor activity. Gene Ontology annotation, biological process: translational initiation. The record is from RefSeq and is a predicted model, not a curated record.
AUGGCGACUCCGGUGAAGUUGACAUGCAGAUUCUAUAAAGCACGCUACCCGGUAGUGGGGAGUAUUGUGAUGGCUAAAGUGGAAAGGAUUCAAGACGGUGCAGCUUUUGCUUCGUUGUUGGAGUACAACAAAAUCGAGGCAGUGAUCUUCUUCAGCAACGAGGACGAGGUUACCGUUGGGAGAACAUCUCCGUUUCGUGUAUCGAAAGUAACCACCGAUAAUCGAGUCAUCGUGUUAGAUCGUUCUCCUCCGAGCAUGCAAGAGAUAUGGUCGUGUGAAAGGAGGUUUUUGAAGGCGAGACAUGUGCAUAAUGUCCUAUUCAGUGUCGCUGAAGAGCAGAGAAUCAAUCUCAAGAGGGUUUACAAACGUUUGAAGUGGCCCUCUUAUGAGCAGAUGAAUGAUUUGUACAAGGAAGAUUGGCUUGCUUUCUGA